Impatiens glandulifera is the source of this 1914-nucleotide messenger RNA. Its product is annotated as L-ascorbate oxidase. The transcript is spliced from 4 exons. The record is from RefSeq and is a predicted model, not a curated record. NCBI's taxonomy places the organism in Eukaryota, Viridiplantae, Streptophyta, Magnoliopsida, Ericales, Balsaminaceae. Gene Ontology annotation, cellular component: extracellular region. Gene Ontology annotation, molecular function: oxidoreductase activity; copper ion binding. The coding region runs from base 45 to 1739 and encodes 564 amino acids.
AUAAAAGAACAAACUAUUUGAGUGAAGUUUUCUCCCUUUUUAUUAUGAAGUCACUUUUGUUAUUUCUCCUUCUCUGUUCGACAAUCCUCCCAUUCGCAGUGGAGGGUGCUAUUCGUCGUUAUAAAUGGGAGGUCAAGUACGAGUACAAAUCUCCCGAUUGUUUCAAGAAGCUUGUUCUCACCAUAAACGGAAGAAGUCCUGGUCCAACCAUCAAGGCACAACAAAAUGAUACCAUUAUCAUAGAACUUACCAACCAUAUGCUCACCGAAAACGUAGCCAUUCAUUGGCAUGGAAUUCGACAGAUUGGGACACCAUGGUUCGAUGGAACGGAAGGAGUGACUCAGUGCCCGAUCCAACCGGGAGAGAUUUUUGUGUAUCGGUUUGUCGUGGAUAGGCCUGGAACUUACUUAUAUCAUGCCCAUUAUGGAAUGCAAAGAGAAGCCGGUUUAUAUGGGAUGAUUCAUGUGGGUCUCCCAGAUGGAGAACUCGAGCCCUACUACUAUGACUAUGACCGAAGUAUAGUCCUAACCGAUUGGUACCACAAGAGCGCGGCUCAACAGGCUACAGGCCUCGCCUCCAUACCCUUUGUCUGGGUUGGCGAGCCUCAGUCAAUUCUUAUACAAGGAAGAGGAAGAUUCAAUUGUUCAACUCCCGGGCUUGAAUCGGGUCUAUGCAACGCGACACAGCCUGAAUGCUCUCCCCAUGUAUUGACCGUGGUCCCGAACAAAACCUAUCGGUUAAGGAUUGGCAGCUUAACCUCCUUAGCCGCCCUUAGCUUUGAAAUUGAGGGACAUAAUUUGACGGUUGUCGAAGCAGAUGGACACAAUGUGGAGCCAUUUGUAGUGAAAAAUCUAUUCAUAUACUCAGGGGAGACAUACUCUGUUCUUGUAAAAGCUGAUCAAGAUCCCAAAAGAAACUAUUGGACAAGUGUCAAAGUUGUUAGUAGGGACAGCAAUACCCCUAAUGGUUUAGCUAUAUUCAAUUACUACCCAAACCAUCCGAGGCGAGCCCCGCCCACGAUUCCACCCGUCGGACCUGGUUGGAAUGAUGUGGCACCGAGAGUGGCCCAGAGCCAGGCUACCCUGGCUCUGAAAGGCUACAUUCACCCGCCCCCUCAAACUUCAGACAGGGUUAUCGUGAUGCUCAACACUCAGAACAAUGUCAAUGGAUUUAGGCGAUGGUCUGUGAACAAUGUGUCGUUCACUCAUCCCUACACGCCUUACUUAAUUGCUCUCAAGGAGAAUUUGCUCGGUUUCUCGCAAGUCGAACCCCCGAGCGGUUACAAAGCAGACUACGACAUCUUCGUCGUCCAAAACAACACGAAUGCCACGACAAGCAACGGGAUCCACAGGCUCGAAUUCAAUUCGACGGUGGACAUUGUACUACAGAACGCGAACACGAUGAACGUGAAUAAUAGUGAGACACACCCGUGGCACCUCCACGGUCAUGAUUUUUGGGUGUUGGGGUAUGGGGCCGGUAAGUUCGAUGUGAACAUUGACCCGAAGAAGUAUAACUUGGUGAAUCCAAUAAUGAAGAAUACGGUGGCUGUUCAUCCAUAUGGAUGGACCGCGUUGAGGUUUCGAGCUGAUAACCCGGGAGUUUGGGCUUUCCAUUGCCAUAUUGAGUCUCAUUUUUUCAUGGGCAUGGGUGUGGUAUUUGAAGAAGGAAUUGAAAAGGUAGGAAAGCUACCAAGUUCAAUUAUGGGGUGUGGUGCAGCCAAAUUCAAUAGACGUCCAUGAUAAAAAAAAAAAUGUAUAUAUUUUCAUUCAGGUUUUGGAUUAUGAUUGCAAAACAAUUUGCAAAAAAAAAAAAAGAAAGUGAUAUCACUCUCAAUUUAUUUGUAAUAUAUAUAUACUCUUCUAUUGAAUCUCACAUUUGAAAUUCAUGAAUAAACAGAUUUACGAUACAUUUAAA